Beta vulgaris subsp. vulgaris (sugar beet) is the source of this 1524-nucleotide messenger RNA. RefSeq lists its product as uncharacterized. The transcript has 2 exons. Gene Ontology annotation, molecular function: protein binding. Bases 184 to 1437 code for a protein of 417 amino acids. The record is from RefSeq and is a predicted model, not a curated record. Lineage: Eukaryota; Viridiplantae; Streptophyta; Magnoliopsida; Caryophyllales; Amaranthaceae.
AACCUCAUUAACGAAGAUUUGAAAGUGGAAGCCUUAUUAAGUCGUUUCUCUCUCCUCCGAUUGUGCACGCUUGGUGCUGCCGACGUGAACUUCCCCUCUAACACGCACUAGCGCGCAGCCAAGGUUAUAUAAUUGUACGUGUUGUUGUUCCAUUAUUUUCGAAUCUCACUAUUGCUUGGUUUAAUGGGAGAGACCAUGUACUGCUUAACAUGGAUAAAAGAUCUCUUGAAACAACAUUUCCAUGAACCUUAUUAUAGACUUGGUAAUGGGACUUCAAUCUCAAGUCUUUCAGAUGAUAUCAUCAUAGAUAUUCUUAGUAGGCUUGAUGCUAAGAGUGUUUUAGCAUGUAAACUAGUAUGUUCGCCAUGGCAUCGUUUGUGUACCACACCGUAUUUUGCUGAAAUCCAUCAAAAUCGCGCUACAACUGCUACAAUUGCUACUCGUAUGUUUUUGGGACAAAAUAGAUCGUACAAUGAUGGGCAUAAAUCGACAAGAUAUAUGUUCGUAGUGGAAGAAUGUGGGAAGUAUUCAAAGUUCAAGAAAGUAAGCAUAAAAUUAGAAGGUUUUCCACAAAUAUAUGAGCUUGAUUACAAACUUUAUGAUUCUUGCAAUGGUUUUGUUCUGUUUUUUACAACCCCACAUUAUCAUUUGGUGCACCAUAUACCUCAAUACUAUGUGAUUUAUAAUCCUAUCACACGAGAAAAGGCUUCCUUUCGUGAAAAAGGACUUAAUCUUUGUGGAUUCUUCUAUAAUCAGUUAGACAAGGACUACAAAAUUCUGUUUUUUGGCAUCAAUGAGUACAAUAUGACAUGCCAAUAUUACACAUAUGGCUUUUGUACAAAAUCAAAGAGAAAAAUAGGAUCUUCACCUUAUGCUCCUCUACGAUUCAAUGGACCUGCAGUAUCAGUAUAUGGAGCUUUAUUUUGGAUGGUUUGCGACACGAACGAUCGUUAUCCAAGGGAAUGCUCCAAAUCUAUAAUGAUGUUUAAUUUGACGAAAGAAAGCUUUCAUGUCAUGCCUCAUCCAGGAGCUAAUUGUACGUAUGGCGGACGAUGGAGUACAUGGGGAAUGCAUGAACAAAUGCGGCUUUUGGAUGUAAAUGAAUUGUUAUCUUUCUCAAAUCUAUGUGAGAAAAUGGUUGAAGUAUGGGUAUUGGAAGAUCUUGCUAAUUGGAUGUGGGUGAAAAGAUAUGUUGUAAAUUUUGAUCAACCGUAUAAUAGUGAUGCACGUUAUAGAUGUCUAGAUCACCCUGUUGUGGGCAUUCAAAAUGGUAAACUUUUGUUACAUUGGCCGAGUAGGGGACUGUUUUGGUGUGAUCUGCGCUCGAACUUACUCUAUAAAAUGGCAAAAGACUCUUCUAUAGAUAAACAUGUUUGUGUAUUUCAUGGUACAAGAUACACCGGCAGCUUCGUCUCCCUAGAAAGACUCGACAAAUAAUAAUUCCACUGUUUUCUUAGAUGCAACAUCUUUGUUUUUUAGUGGCGGAUUAAAAUAAUUAAAUAUUGCGUAGUAUGAUUUGUCAAA